Molecule: messenger RNA, 339 nt
Organism: Paraglomus brasilianum
Lineage: Eukaryota; Fungi; Glomeromycota; Glomeromycetes; Paraglomerales; Paraglomeraceae
Source: the annotation of a GenBank genome assembly
AAUGAGGCAAUAAAUAUACACAACAAUAUGACAAGUAACAUCACACAACAAGAAAUAAAAUAUGCAGUAAGAGAAAUAACUAGCAAACCAGAUGAAAAAUUAAUCAAAAGAGUUCAGGAUUAUUUUGAAUUUUAUCCUGAAACACUGGAGCAAUUAACUGAUGAAAAAUUUAAAGAGACUUUUAUCAAAUUACUUUACAACUACGGUUAUUUACAUAGCGAACUGAUGACUAGCACGAUAGAGACCGAAGCCACAGGAAGAAUAAUUUUAGAGGUCUUAAUGAAAGAAAAUGGUCUAAAUCAAGAAGAAAUAAACGAAUUAUUAGAUAGAAACUGCUGA